CUAAUCCCAUAUAGCCUAGCCUAAUCGAGCACGCCGCCGCCGCCGCGCCGGUUCAGCGCUGCCCUCACAUCGCCGGCAGCCCAGCCCUCACGCUGCGGCCGUGGCGCCGUCCUCUACGCCCUCCGUCGCCGCCGUCCUCUACGCCCCUCUGCCGCCGCCGAAGCUCUCCACGGCAACAACCCUCUCCACCGUCGACGGCACCCUGUAGUCUUGCACGCCUCCGACUUCUGCACCCGAAAAUUAUUAUCCAACACAUACGAUAGAGACAGGCUGAGAUUGUUAAAUGGCAAAGAGAAAGAUGGGUUCAGAAGAGGACAUACGGUGAAAAGAAAGGGACCGAGGCUUCAGCUGACUAGCCUGCCAACGGAAAUUCUCUGUUGUAUCUUGUCGCAACUGCCGAUAAAAGAAGCUGUGCGGACUAGCAUACUGUAGGAACAGUGGAGAUGUCUUUGGCGUUGCCACUCGAAUCUAGCAUUCAGUCUUAUAUCAAUGUUGCCAGCAGUUCCUCGUAAUCGUAUCAUUGGAGCGCUAAAACUUGAUGAUAAUAAACUGAGGAAGCAAGAGUUUAUUCAGAGAGUUGAUGCAGUCCUAGAGAAACACAGUGGUGCAGGGGUUGACAGGAUUCAGUUUCGUGCUCCAUUUGAUAAUAAGCAUAGAGACCAGAUAGAAAGAUGGGUGAACUUUGCUACUGCCUCGAAGGCGAAGCAGAUUAUUUUCGAUUUCUCGACCGCCAGCGACAUAAGUCGGCCAUGUAACUUCGAUUUGCAUCUUCUUGAUGAUAGUAAAAGUUUAAGCUUGCGGUCUAUAAAACUCUGCUCUGUUUCUCUAAAGGUGCCCGUGGGAUUCAAGGGUUUUCAGAACCUUAAAUCGACUUACCUAGCAGACACAAAUAUUACUGAUGAUGGUCUUCAACAUUUGAUGUCCAACUGCAGUGUUCUAGAGUUCCUUGGAAUUGCAGGUUGUGCAAUGCUUACAACGUUGCAAAUAUCUCAUCCUUCAAACACACUUAAGCAUUUGCAUGUAUAUGACUGCUGUUUGCUUCAAGGGAUGGAGUUAAACUUUGGUCUGGUAAGACUUGAGUACAGAGGUCUGCCGAUUGUGUUAUCGCCUCCUGGAACCUUGCUUCUAACAAAUAUGUGCAUAAAGUUGGAGGGUAUUUGUACUUCUCUUGAAUACAUCUUCACCAAACUUCGUGAUAAUGUGCCUCGUCUCGAGGUUCUGAAUCUAAAAUGCCAGGAGUAUAAGAUGACUACAUUGCCAGGAAAGCUGCAUGAGUUUGUUUAUUUGAAGCACCUGAUAUUGGAGUUAACUUUUGAGAGCUGUCAGAGAGGGAAGACUGAUAUCCUUCAAUUUGCCUGCCUUCUGGUUGCUGCUCCUUCCUUAGAAAAGCUUGAAUUUCAUAUGUGGCUGCGCUGGGGUCGGGAACGGUAUAGAGCCGAGGACGGGAGUCUCCGGAGCCUUCCUUCCCAGCCACACUCCCAUCUCAGGUCGGUCGAUAUCACGGGGUUUUACGGCGAGAAGGACCGGCUGGAGCUUGUGCUCCACAUCCUCAGAGAUUCCGUUGCGCUGGAGUCGAUGAAGGUAGAUCCAAGCCCUGUGGUUGCUGCUGAUGUUAACCGACUUGGGGGACUGGGGAGCAUGCAUGUUCCUCAUUUUGUGGAUGGCUAUGAAGUCGCCCUUGAGUUCCUCUGCAGCAGAGACCGUCGCAAUGUUGUCCAUGGCGCGAGCCCCGAUAUCAUCGAGAGGGCCCGACGUGGGUCUUCCCCCCUGAGUCCACGCAACAGUAGUGCAAAGGCAUCCUGGCAACGUGUGAAGAGGGUGAAGCGAUUGUCGCGGCCUUCCUCCAGCCGAGGAGCUUCCUGAAGCUGCUCUAUAUACCGGCAAGUACCUGGAAACAGACGAGAAGCAAAAGAAUCCAGCUCUGCCGACGUAAUAGAGCCGUCGUGUUGUGGGUUCCCUGAGGUUGCUAUAUUUUCUGGCUUUGUUGUGUUAAAAAAACUUCAAUGAUUUCAGCAACUUU
This is a messenger RNA of Triticum dicoccoides, 2020 nucleotides long. RefSeq lists its product as uncharacterized. The record is from RefSeq and is a predicted model, not a curated record. The transcript has 5 exons. NCBI's taxonomy places the organism in Eukaryota, Viridiplantae, Streptophyta, Magnoliopsida, Poales, Poaceae. The coding region runs from base 490 to 1863 and encodes 457 amino acids.